Molecule: messenger RNA, 2807 nt
Organism: Leptopilina boulardi
Lineage: Eukaryota; Metazoa; Arthropoda; Insecta; Hymenoptera; Figitidae
Gene: Plod
Product: procollagen-lysine,2-oxoglutarate 5-dioxygenase
Exons: 10
Coding region: 120-2486 (788 amino acids)
Biological process (GO): peptidyl-lysine hydroxylation
Cellular component (GO): endoplasmic reticulum
Molecular function (GO): L-ascorbic acid binding; iron ion binding; procollagen-lysine 5-dioxygenase activity
Source: RefSeq, a predicted model, not a curated record
AUGAAUAAUCGUGACAAGUGAAAGAAAAAAUUUUUUUUUUUUAAAAACUAUUAUUCUUUUUUAUUAGUUACUUCUCGAUAGUUGAACGAACAUAUUGUCUCUUUACUUUUCAGGUAAAAAUGAAGAGGAUGGGGAAAAUUUUGCAAUUCUUUAAAUUUUUAAUUAUUUUCUUGCAUUCUGUGGAGAGUGAUUUUUCUAUAAAAUGCAAUGAUACAUCGAGGAUAAAUAAUCGUUACGUGAGCAAAAAUAAUUUCAAUUCUUUUUGUGAUAAUGAAGAAAUGAGAGGAGAUCCAAGAAUUGAACAUUGUCAAAUAAAGAGGAGAACGUGUUCCUUGAUGACUGUGGACACUGAUGAUGUCAUUGUUUUUACCGUUGCAACAAAUGAUACGGAUGGUUACAAGAGAUUUAUUAGAUCAACAAAAGUUUAUGGAUUUAAUGAUAAAGUAAAUGUUCUUGGAUUUGGAGAAAAAUGGACAGGUGGAGAUGUUCAAAGAUUUGCUGGAGGUGGACAAAAAUUGAAUCUUCUGAAAAAUGCUCUCGAAAAAUAUAAAGAGGAUACAAAUAAAAUUAUGAUCUUCACCGAUGGUUACGAUGUAAUAUUCCUGACAGAUUUGGAUAAAAUUUUGGAAAAAUUCAAAGAAUUUAAAGCACGAAUUCUCUUUGCCGCUGAGGGAAGUUGUUGGCCAGUUGCAUCACUUGCUUCUGAAUAUCCUUCAAUAUCAAGAGGAGUACGUUAUUUAAAUUCAGGAGGUUAUAUCGGUUAUGUUUCUGAUAUUUAUUCAUUAUUAGCUGAUACAAAUAUCAAAAAUGACGAUGAUGAUCAAUAUUUUUAUACAAAAAUUUACUUGGACUCUGAAUUACGAAAUAAACAUAAAAUCAAAUUGGAUCAUAAGUCGGAAAUUUUUCAAAAUCUCUACGGAGCUUUAGGUGAUGUUGAAUUAAUGUUCAAGGGAAAUGAAGCUUAUCUUCAAAAUAAAGAAUUCAAUACUGCUCCAAUGAUUCUUCAUGGUAAUGGACAAAGUAAAAUAGCAUUUAAUUAUUUAGCAAAUUAUCUUGCUAACGCCUGGAGUCCACAGGAUGGUUGCAUAAAUUGUUGGGACAAUACAAUUAAUUUAGAGGAAGAUAAACCUAAAUCUUAUCCAAUAAUAUUAAUAGCUGUAUUUAUUGUAAAGCCAAUGCCAUUUUUAGAAGAAUUUUUGAUAAAAAUUCAUCAACAAGUUUAUCCAAAGGGAAAAUUACAUUUGUUUAUUUAUAAUAAUGUUCCUUAUCAUAAACAAAUGGUUGAAAACUUCAUCAAUGAUUAUGGAAAUGAUUAUAAAAGUGUGAAACAAAUUUCACCUGAUGAUAAUAUUAAUGAGGUCAAUGCACGCGAUUUAUCAAUGGAUCGUUGUUUGGCUAAAAAAUGUUCUGGAUAUUUUUCAGUAGAUGCCGAAGCACAUUUGGAUAAUAAAGAAACAUUGAAAUUAUUGGUUGAACAACAAAGAGGAAUUGUUGCUCCAUUAUUGGUAAGACCAUUCAAGGCUUGGAGUAAUUUCUGGGGAGCACUUACUGAUGAUGGAUUUUAUGCCCGCAGUUCCGAUUACAUGCAAAUCAUUCACAAUGAACGAAGGGGACUGUGGAACGUGCCAUUUAUUAACAGCUGCUAUUUAAUUAAUUCAACCAUCAUUAGCAAUAAAAAAACGCGUCCAUCGUAUCAUCACACAUUAAAACAUACAAAAGAGGAACUUGAUCCGGAUAUGGCUUUUGCUUUGAAUAAUAGACUGAAUGAUGUAUUUAUGUACAUCAGCAAUAGAUUAGAUUUUGGACAUUUAAUUAAUCCUGAGACAUUUAAUAUAUUGCGCACCAAUCCUGAUAUGUAUCAAAUUAUUGAUAACAAAAUUGAUUGGGAAAUGAGAUAUAUACACGAGAAUUAUUUUGAAAAUUUUGAAACUGAUGUAAAACCCAUGCAGCCCUGUCCUGAUGUUUUUUGGUUUCCUAUUGUCAAUACCAGAAUGACGAAAGAACUGAUUGAAAUAAUGGAGAAUUAUGGAAAAUGGUCCGAUGGUUCGAAUCAGGAUUCAAGAUUAAAAGAUGGUUAUGAAAAUGUACCAACGCGUGAUAUUCAUAUGAAUCAAGUGAAUUAUGAGUCACAAUGGCUUUAUUUUCUGAAGGAGUAUGUCAGACCUUUACAGGAGCUUGUAUUCAUCGGCUACUAUCACGAUCCUCCGAGAUCAUUGAUGAAUUUUGUUGUUCGUUAUAAACCUGAAGAACAACCGUCAUUGAGACCACAUCACGACAGUUCGACAUAUACAAUUAAUAUCGCUUUAAAUCGUGCCGGCAUUGAUUACGAGGGCGGUGGUUGCAGAUUUAUUCGUUACAAUUGUUCAGUGAAAGAUACAAAACCCGGAUGGAUGUUGAUGCAUCCUGGAAGAUUGACACAUUUUCAUGAAGGUUUGACUGUGACAAAAGGAACACGUUAUAUAAUGAUUUCCUUUAUUGAUCCUUGAAACAAAAAAAAAAGAAAUUCAUUUUAAGAGAGCAAAAGCACUGUUAAAUUAAUUCUAAAACAAAACAAAAAAAAUAUAUAUAAGAAUUUUUUUUUUUAAUUUUUAUUGAAAGCAAAUUUGUAAUUUAAAUUUAGCAAUUUUUUAAGAAAUCCGAAAAAAAUGAUUUUUUAAUUUCUCUUAAUUUUGUAGAAAAUUUUUUUUUUGUAUUUGAUUUAAAAUGGCAAUUUCUUUUUUCGAAAAAAAAUUGAUAUAUAUGAAAUAAAUUUUUAAAAAUAUUAAUAUUUACAAAUUUUAAAAUAAAAAUGUGAUUUAAAUAUUAAA